This is a messenger RNA of Cebus imitator (Panamanian white-faced capuchin), 890 nucleotides long. RefSeq names its product 60S ribosomal protein L32-like. Gene Ontology annotation, biological process: translation. Gene Ontology annotation, molecular function: structural constituent of ribosome. NCBI's taxonomy places the organism in Eukaryota, Metazoa, Chordata, Mammalia, Primates, Cebidae. The coding region runs from base 11 to 361 and encodes 116 amino acids. Gene Ontology annotation, cellular component: cytosolic large ribosomal subunit; ribosome. The transcript has a single exon. The record is from RefSeq and is a predicted model, not a curated record.
CCUCAGCAUCAUGGCCGCCCUUAGACCCCUUAUGAAACCCAAGAUCGUCAAAAAGAGAGCCAAGAAGUUCAUCCGGCACCAGUCAGACCGAUAUGUCAAAAUUAAGUGUAACUGGCGGAAACCCAGAGGUAUUGACAACAGGGUUCGUAGAAGGUUCAAGGGCCAGAUCUUGAUGCCUAACAUUGGUUAUGGCAGCAACAAGAAAACAAAGCACAUGCUGCCCAGCGGCUUCCGGAAGUUCCUGGUCCACAACGUUAAAGAGCUGGAAGUGCUGCUGAUGUGCAACAAAUCCUACUGUGCUGAGAUCGCCCACAAUGUUUCCUCCAAGCACCGCAAAGCCAUUGUGGAAAGAGCUGCCUAGCUGGCCAUCAGAGUCACCAACCCCAAUGCCAGGCUGCGCAGUGAAGAAAAUGAGUAGACAGCUUAUGUGUACAUUUUGUGUUUAAAUAAAACUGGCAUCUUCCUUAAGGAAAAAAAAAUGGGGUCACAGUGGUCCUUUCCAAACCACUUUCAAGUAUUCCAUUGGAGCUGCCAGACCUCCACCUAGCAAUGGUCUGGUGCAGUGACACCUCCCAGAAGUUCCCCUUCUGGUGAGAGGCAAGCUUCCUGACAACACCACGCCGAACAUUUGAUUGGCCAAACCUGUUCUUGGAGCAUUUCACAAGCCUUCCUUUCUUGCACAAACUAGCUGAGCAUAAACGGGCCCCCUAGGGGACUUAGAACUAAAGCAAAUAUGAACAUCAAAGAACAAAGGAAAAUCCUUACUGCUGGCGGAAAUAUGAGGGUGCUUCACAAUACUAUUUCACAAGUCUUUUCUACAUGGACAUCAGUCACAGAGGUGGUUUGACAAACAUUCAUUGAGCAACAUGGCAAUAAUUUUAGAACACUUA